GCUGCAAUAAGGGAACAUUACAUUUUUUUUUCUUUUCUCCAAAAACUCCAAUUUUCUUCCAUCUGAUUUUUUUUUUCUGCAUCUUCAAUCGAAUCUCAAUAAUUUCAGCAUAAUCUUCAAUCAAUCAAGCAAGCAAUUCAUCAAUGGCGCUCGAUGAUCCGUACCGUGACGAGGAUGGAGAGCCAUUGAUGGACUAUGACGACAUCCAAUCAGACGACGAUCAGGUGCAGUUGCCUCCAAACGACGACGUUCAAGACUUCAACGACGUGGAUGAUGAUGAUGAAGAAGGAGGAGGCAAUGGGAAUUGGAACCAGGAGCCGAAAGCGAAAACCCGAAAGCGGCUUAUUAAGAAGAGUGAUGAUCAUUCUUCUAUGCCACCUGAAUUUAAUGAUUUUGCUGAUGAAGAUGAUGUUGGUGAACCUGAGUAUGGUUCAUUCCCUGAGGAGGAGGAGGAGGAACCGUCUCCGUCGAUAUCGAAGAAGAGGAAGGAUAAAGGGAUGAUGAAGGAGGGAGGAGAGAAGAGGAGGAAAGAGAAGAAGUUGAGGAAAGAUAAGUAUAGUAGUUCUGCUGGUGGUAGUGAUGGUGGGAAGGGGAAAUUGAGCUUAAGGCGAAAGAAGGGCAACGAUGAGGGCGAUCCCGAGAUGAAGGAGAUGUGGGAUACUAUUGCUGGUGGUGAUUCUGAGGAUGAUCAAGAGGGUAUGAAGACAUUAGAUGAUGACAAUUUUAUAGAUGACACUGGGGUGGACCCUGCUGACAUGUAUAAUGAUCGCGAGGCAGCUUCUCCCAGCCGUUUUGACCAGGCAGAGGAGGGUGAGGAAGAUGAUGAAAUGAGGGAUCUUUUCAAAGGGGGCAAGAAGAAGAAGAAGAAUGAGAAAAGUGCUGCAGAAAUUGCAGAGUUGGUGGAGACCCUUAUGGCUGAGCUUGAAGUUGUAGCUGAAGAAGAUGCUGUAUUAAAUACACAGGGGAAACCAGCCAUCAAUAAGCUCAGGAAGUUGCCACUUCUUACACAGGCUCUUUCCAAGAAACAACUUCAACAUGAAUUUCUGGAUCACGGGGUCUUAACGUUGUUAAAAAAUUGGCUGGAGCCACUUCCUGAUGGAAGCCUACCCAAUAUCAAUAUACGUGAAGCUAUAUUAAGGAUCUUAACUGAUUUUCCUAUUGAUUUGGACCAAUAUGAUCGAAGAGAACAAUUGAAGAAGAGUGGACUUGGAAAGGUCAUUAUGUUUUUAUCCAGGUCAGAUGAAGAGACAACAUCAAAUAGGAAACUUGCCAAGGAUUUGGUUGAUAAAUGGAGCCGUCCAAUUUUCAAUAAGAGCACUAGGUUUGAGGAUAUGAGAAAUGUUGAGGAGGAAAGAGUUUACAGGCGACCACCAGUGAAAAAACCGGCAAAUAAAUCCUCAGGGCUGGAAUCUAAAGACGAUGAUCUUGAGUUUUCAUCGGGACGGAAGGCUGGCCCAUCUGCUUCUAGGCAACAUGCGUCCAGGCCAGAAGCAACUCCCAUGGAUUUUCUGAUUCGCCCUCAAUCCAAGAUUGACCCUGACGAGAUACGAGCACGAGCUAAACAACAGCAACAGGAUGAACGUCGUAUGAAGAUGAACAAAAAGAUGCAACAACUAAAGCAGAUGAAAAAGAAGAAGCUUCAAGCUACAAGUGUCAGUGUGGAGGGUCGGGGCAUGGUGAAAUACUUAUGAUGCUGCGUAUGCUAAAUAACAUGGUGUUUCGAACUUCCAUGAAAGAAUGGCAGUGCCGAUGGAACUCAAUAAGGUCAGGAUGCUGCACACAAGUCACGAGUGGCGAUCGGUGAUUAUAGAUGUUAUCCCUCUUCUAAUGUAUGUGCUGCGUCUGGGGAUAACUUUCAAUCUAAAUCAACACUGGGAUUGAAGCCAUAGUGCUCUCUUAAUUAUGCUUUGUCUUAUUGGUUCCAUGUGCCAGAUCUUUUUUCAGCCAAACCAUCAUAGGUUUUCUCCUCAAUUGUAAUUUCUUUCAAGUAUAGCUUCCAUUGUUAUAGCACCUCCUGCUUCGUGCAAAGUGAAAAAUGGAGAGAAUCUGCCCUUCAUGUAUUUGAACAUCGUUAGAAUACCAGUUAUUGUUGGCCUUCCGACAAAAUUUGAGUGGUAAAUCAUAGUCUUCGGAAUUGUUCUUUA
This is a messenger RNA of Beta vulgaris subsp. vulgaris (sugar beet), 2144 nucleotides long. RefSeq names its product protein IWS1 homolog 1. NCBI's taxonomy places the organism in Eukaryota, Viridiplantae, Streptophyta, Magnoliopsida, Caryophyllales, Amaranthaceae. The record is from RefSeq and is a predicted model, not a curated record. The transcript is spliced from 11 exons. The coding region runs from base 144 to 1691 and encodes 515 amino acids. Gene Ontology annotation, biological process: brassinosteroid mediated signaling pathway; regulation of DNA-templated transcription elongation.